Messenger RNA from Neltuma alba, 1760 nucleotides. RefSeq names its product momilactone A synthase-like. Lineage: Eukaryota; Viridiplantae; Streptophyta; Magnoliopsida; Fabales; Fabaceae. The record is from RefSeq and is a predicted model, not a curated record. Bases 99 to 1001 code for a protein of 300 amino acids. The transcript has 3 exons.
UCGCUCCUUCCAUAAAAACCUUCACUACUGUCUCCGUCCUCAAAAGUUCAAACCUCACCCGAUAAUCUGAGAUCUAUCCCUUUGUCUUCAACGCCGGCAUGUUCAGAACAUUAUCAGGGGAGUUCAAAUUCACGAGCUUCAUCAGUGAUGCGCUGAAAAAGAAAAGCAGAUUCUAUGCAACGGUUGGUGGAAGAAGGCUUGAGGGAAAAGUGGCUGUCAUAACUGGGUCCGCAAGUGGGCUUGGCAAGGCUUCGGCCCAUGAAUUUAUCCAACAUGGGGCCCAAGUCAUAAUUGCCGAUAAAGACACUCUUAUUGGGCCACAAGUUGCCAAAGAAUUAGGCCCAUCAGCCCAAUUUGUGGAGUGCGACGUUACCAGUGAGGCCCAAGUUGCUGAAGCUGUAAACGCUGCCGUAGACCGCCACGGAAAACUCGACAUAAUGUACAACAAUGCCGGAAUAACAGGCCCAACAUUCCCGUACAGCAUCGCUGAACUGAACCUCGAUGACUUUGACCACGUCAUGCGGAUCAACCUCCGAGGCACAAUCGCAGGUAUAAAGCAUGCGGCUCGGGUCAUGGUACCCACGGGCUCAGGAUCCAUUCUGUGUACAUCAAGCAUAAGUGGGAUUUUGGGCGGGCUCGGGCCUUACCCAUACUCAGUUUCCAAAUUUACGGUACAGGGGAUAGUGAAGUUUGCGGCCAGUGAGCUGUGUCGAUCUGGGAUCAGAAUUAAUUGCAUAUCUCCGGCUCCAAUUCCUACACCGAUGGCGUUGGAGCAGAUAGGUCAGCUUUACCCGGGUUUGACCCGAGAGCAGGUAACCGAGAUUGUGAAUGGGCUCGGCGAGCUACAAGGUGCGAAGUGUGAAGAAAUAGAUGUGGCCCGGGCCGCCUUGUACUUGGCCUCCGAUGAUGCAAAAUACAUCACAGGGCAAAACCUUGUGGUAGAUGGAGGGUUUACCAGCUUUAAAAAUCUUAAGUUCCCUUCGCCUGAUCAACUGGCCUAGUUCCUAUAGCUUAUUUGUGUUAUGUAGUGUCAAAUAUUGUUGAUCUGUGAAUUCACUGUGAGCAAUUUCUUGAUUUUCUGUUUCAUUGUCUCUAUUUUGCACCUAUAGUCUUGAUAUUCGCACACAGCAGGUACCUAUUUUGCUUUUCGCUAUUGAAAGGCAAAACAUUAAUGAUGUAAAGUCAAAAGGACAUAACGCGAUCCAAUACUGAAUCUUAUGUGGUAUAUGUGAAGCUGACAGAGAUAUGGAUGAGCCAUAGACAUGGUUCUGCAAAAUACAGGUCUGGAGUGGACCAAGGCACUGACACAGGGAGACAAAAACAAGCUGGAGCUGGCCUGCCAUUUCUUUUCCCUGGGCAUGCGUGUUUUUUAAUUCAUAAAAAGGGUUGACAUCAGGCCGCAUGUGGAAGCAAACUAUUUAUGAACCUUCCCACCCAGCAUCGGAAAUCUUACAUGGCUAACUUGCUUGUUCAAGAGAGCCUUCAAGCCUCUCUCUAUCAAUGCCACUUACAUAGUACACGCCGAAAUUGUGGGGAGCUCUUUUUCAUUAUCGUCUUCUUUGCCGCACUAUUUGCUUCUCCUGUAUAAAAGAGCAUCAGUAAUAUAUGGAACAGAAUGGGGCUGAGGAGCACAGUUCCACCGUUAAAGGCUUUCAUAGAAAUCUCCAAAAUUGGAGCGAGAAGGCCACGGCUUCAAUGAUACAUUACUGGGCCAUGAAACUAUUAAUGCUCUCUUGUCCCAUUGUUUCGUCUGGAUUCGA